Molecule: messenger RNA, 831 nt
Organism: Cyclospora cayetanensis
Lineage: Eukaryota; Apicomplexa; Conoidasida; Eucoccidiorida; Eimeriidae
Exons: 3
Coding region: 1-831 (276 amino acids)
Source: RefSeq, a predicted model, not a curated record
AUGGAUCUCUCCGGGAAGAAUCCUUCGGCGACAAGUGCAACAUCCCCCAUCGGAUACUUCACUCACAACCCAAACACCCCUGCUCUUCCUGCCGCAAUACUACCCAGCCGUUUGGCUGGCGUAGCAAGCACCGAAAGUUCUCAGCACUACGCCCCUUCGGAAAGGACUGCAGCAGCGAUGUUGAUGGCGGCGCAUUCCCUGCUCAAAACGGGGGAGACCGUCAUGAGCGCGGUGCCGCUGCAAGAGAUGCUGCUAGUUGGUCAGCAGCUGCAGCAGUCUGGAUUUUUUCGCAGUCGAGGAGUUCAAUACUUCGGCCUUAGGGCCCCUCUCUUCGUGGGAAACAAGAGAAACUUGCCGCCUCCCCCUGGCGCGGGGAGACCCUCCGUCAUCUGCGCCUCGGAGGGAAUGACUUGCUGUGUACCGGAGACAGCAGUUUCCCACUGGCGCGAGCAACUCCCCUAUUUGAACAACCACAGCAAUGAUCGACCUUGCAAGGCACAUUUCGUGUCUGUCAAGAAUGCCUUGUGCGCGUCCACGAGUUAUCCGCGGGCUAAAGGCGGCGCAUCGGGAGAGCAGCGGAUCAACUUCCGAGACAGCCAGUUGUGCGGGAUGGGCAUUGUAGAAACGAACAGUUUUUGGGUGUACAGACACCUCCUUGUCAUCCCUGACAAUACCAUGAACGAUGCGGUCUGCGAAUGCAAAGAGCCGAAAACUGCGAAUGAAGAGGUGCGCGCAUUCCACAUUGGAGGCUUACCCUGCCCAAGAAAGCUGACUGCAUGCAUGAAAAUUCGAGAUAUUCGUAAUCCGACAGCGUGCGGGGUGGCGUGGUAA